Messenger RNA from Achroia grisella, 3419 nucleotides. RefSeq names its product agrin. NCBI's taxonomy places the organism in Eukaryota, Metazoa, Arthropoda, Insecta, Lepidoptera, Pyralidae. Gene Ontology annotation, molecular function: protein binding. The transcript is spliced from 12 exons. Bases 241 to 1752 code for a protein of 503 amino acids. The record is from RefSeq and is a predicted model, not a curated record.
UCUGCGUCCGCGGAGAAGGACGCACGUCCGUCGUGACAAUCGUGAGCCGCAACUUGACGUACGGUAAACUGACGUCGAAAGUUUUCGAGUCGUGUGUAGUGUGUACCCCGCGAGUGAAUUGGGAAUAUAUUUUCGAAUACGAACAUCAUGGACGACUGAAUAUCUUCUGCUGUGCUCAGUGCUAAGUUAAUUUAAGUGAAUAUAAAGACUGCUAGUGUUAAAUAAAUAAUUGUGCUGAUAAUGGAGUUCAAGACACAUUUACUAGUGACAGCUACGCUCGUGUUGAUUGCAGUGACGUUGUGCGACGGCGCUCGUGAUGCAAGCUGCCCGAGGAUCUGUGGACCAUCGCUGCAGGGCGAGCCUGUCUGUGCGACAGAUGGCUACAUCUACCCUUCCCUCUGUGAGAUGAGGAAAAAGACUUGUGGAAAAGGUGUACGACUUGCUCAAGACCAGGGUUCCUGCUCCCGUGCACAAGGAUCUAAAUGCGAACACAGGUGUACCUCGGAACGGGACCCAGUCUGUGGCACCAACGGACGGACUUACUUGAACAGAUGCAUGCUCCAAGUCGAGAUUUGCAGAGUCGGCAUUGGACUGUCACAUUUGGGAGCUUGUAACAAUAUCAGCGCGCACCGAGAGAAUUGUCCAGUAGAUUGCUCACAGGCGCCUCUUGAUGGACCUAUAUGCGGCUCAGAUGGCAAUGUUUAUAAGAGCACGUGUCAGAUGAAGCUUUUGACUUGCGGGCAAGGUGUGGUUCGUACCAGCAAGAAACACUGUCAGACAACCCGCCACUGUCGUGAAUCGUGCUGGCGUGUUGCGCGACCGACAUGCGGUUCAGAUGGAAAACUGUAUGCUAAUGCUUGUAGGAUGAAGGCUACUAACUGCGGAAAACACGUGUUCGAAGUACCUAUGGCCUUCUGUGUAUCGCAAGAAAGGACCUCAGGUGGUGAAUCAUGCCCUACUGACUGUUCUGGACAAAAGGAGAAACUGGUUUGUGGAUCAGACGAGAAUAUCUACAGAAACGAGUGUGAGAUGAAGAUGCUAAAUUGUGGUGUCAGUAGCAGGAAAAUAGUGAAGAAAGUCGAUAUGGAGAAGUGUCGUGGUAAAAUGAACAAGUGUCUGAAGGUUAAGUGUCCCAGUGAAACUGACCCAGUGUGUGGUACUGAUGCUAACGUGUAUACAAACUCCUGCCAUCUCAAGGUUGCUACAUGCCUCAAAGGAGUUCAAUUAGCCCACUUCGGUAACUGCACACUGCUGCCGCGUCUUGAAAUAGAUUGUCAGGAUAAUUGUGAUAACGCAGUAGAACAACCUGUUUGUGGAUCUGAUGGAAAUGUUUACAAGUCUGAAUGCGAGCUUCGUCGACUUACGUGUGGUCAGCACGUGGUAGCAGUUUCAGCCGCCCACUGUCGCACUACAGCUCUGUGCCAUGAGUCAUGUCCCAGCACGCCAGCCUUCGUUUGCGGUUCAGACAAUAGGUUUUACAAAAAUGAGUGUCUGAUGAAGAAGGAAAACUGUGGUAAACACGUAUUCGUAGUGCCACUGAAGCGUUGCCUGUCCCGCUUCCAAUACUCGGGGUGUGCCAGAGUGUGCCCCCCUGAAUACGACCCCGUCUGCGGCACUGAUGACAAGACCUACUCCAACAAGUGCUUCCUGGAGAUGGAGAAUUGCCGGUCUAGAAGCUUGGUCCAACUGAAAUAUUUGGGCACAUGCACAGAACCCAUAGCGGAGGAGCCGAAAAACUAUUUAUAUCGAUAGACUAAAUCGACUAUAAUCGACUCGAGUCAUGUCGAUAUCUCGCUUAACUCAUAUCGUAUGAUAAUCUACCCAAUUUAAUUAGUGCCAACCCCUUUUUAUAAGCAUAAAAGUAUAUGUACUUUAUGCCUAACUCCGUUUGUACUAAACUCAAUGAACACAUCUCCUUUUUUAAAUAUAACUUCUAUAUAUUUAUGACUGCUUGGUAGUGUUAAAUACUAAUAGUUACUGAACUAACUAAGCGGAUUACUAAGUUUGCAACAAUAUGCAUUUCAGCUCUGCUCCUAUUGGUCGCAGCGUGAUGUUAUAUACCUUAUAGUAUUCCAUGAUGAAUGGGCUAAUCAACACUAAAGGAAUUCGAAAUUGGAUCAGUACUGCCGAUUAACCUGAUCAUCUAAACUUUACUUCUUAGUUUAAUAUUAUAAUAUAUUAUCUAAGUUUAGUGCAAACGGGUUUAAGCCUAUCUUAACUAUGUCUUCCAAUUAACUUUAUAUUAUAAGGAUUAUUUAUUGUAUGUAUAAUAAUAUUUAUUGACUUUUUUAUAUGUAAUUCGGUCAUUGUUUACAUUUAUUGUGAUUUUAAUCAGAGUUCUUGCCACGUUGUGACUUCUGACAGCUAUGUGUACCUAGUACAUUAUAUACUUGCUACAUUAAAUACAAUAAACCUGCACGGCUUAGCCUGGCUCCAAUUAUAGCAGCAUCACAUUAUUUAUCAACCGAUUUAAAAAAGUUUUUAGAGUUAAUAUUAAUGCGACUGAUUUUGGUUUUUUCAGUCUUUUUCAUAAAAUACGAUAUUAUUUAAGUUAAAAUAUACCUAACCUAUAUUACACUAUCAUAAUGUAGUUUAAUGUAUGUCUAAUUGUUUUGAAGAUUAGAUUAAAUACAAAUGGUAAUAAAAAUUAUCAAUUGGCCUCCCUCAAUAAAUGGACUAUCCAACACUAAAAGAAUUGUAAGAAGAAAAAGGAUCGGAGAUUACUCCGAACAGCCAAUCUCAAAAACUUUACCUAUUUGUAAUGUUUAUAUUUGGAAAGUCGGGAAAAUUCACUAUGUGGCAAUACCUCGAUUAAUUAGCAAUAAAUUAUAUAUUGAGAAUUUAGGGGCAAAAAUGUUUCAAAAGGCGGGCCGUAUAUUGUUUUCCACCUUCAAUGUAUAAAAAAAGUACAAAAGUAUAUUCCACUAUCGCCCCAGUUGAUGUUCAUGAUAUUUUAUAACAAUUUUCUAAACAAAAUGACGCUAUAUUAUCUAGAUUUAAAUUAAUUUAUUUUCAGACUGUUCGUACAUUUUAUUUAUUGUUUGAAUUAGUUUAAGUGUUGUAAAUAAUUAGAUAAUUUGUCUUACAAAUAUUUUUAUUUAUUUUUUCUACAUCGAUGCAUACAAACGGAUGAGACUAUUCUAUUUUUUUAAUUUAAUUAUAAGUGAGUUUUUUUUAGUUUAUUAUACUCGCUCGCUGCAUUUAAAAAUGGAAGGUUUCUGGACGUAGAAAUUAGCUUGUCAAAACCGUGUAGUUGUAAUAGCUAUAAAUGGGUUAAUCUAUUAUGUGUUUAAAUUGAAAUGUAAUAAAGUUUAGUUUACAGUUGAUUUCAUUUAUAAUACAUAAUAAAUAUAAUUAUCUGUCUGUGUACUGUAAUGGAAGUCUAUGCCACUGAAACGUAGAUAAUGAAAUAAAAAGAA